This is a messenger RNA of Saprolegnia diclina VS20, 3434 nucleotides long. RefSeq lists its product as hypothetical. Bases 229 to 3387 code for a protein of 1052 amino acids. Lineage: Eukaryota; Oomycota; Saprolegniomycetes; Saprolegniales; Saprolegniaceae. The transcript has 2 exons. Gene Ontology annotation, molecular function: protein binding. The record is from RefSeq and is a predicted model, not a curated record.
CUUUCGAUACGACUGAGUAGCAUACUAAGGGUAUCGAGGUCCUGGCGAUCUCGGAGGCGGCGGCGACGACGCGGGUGGCGUGCGUUUAGCCCCGCUCUGCGGAGAAGUGUUUUUUUGUGUUGCUGAGCGGAAACGCGAAUUUUGGCCAAUGAAAUCGCGGGAUAGGUUACGCUCGGCGCUUGUAAGACAGCCGAAUCAGCCACCAGGACGGAAGAGGACGACUUUAGCAUGUCCCGACACAUGGAGCGGGGCGGCGUGUACGACAUGGACGCGCUCCUCGGGUCCGGCGGGCCCGACCUCGAGAACUUCAGCCUCCAGUUCGACGUGCCGGGCGGCGACGCCGACGACGUCGAGCGGCUCAGCGACGACCUCGAGUACGACGAGCAAGAGAUCGAGCGCAACACGAUCCACAUCCCCGAGGACGACCUCGACGACCUUGACGACAGCGACGACGACGUCAAUCGGUCGCCGAUGUCCGAGCGCUUCUCGGGCAUGAGCGACGACAUCUUCAACGAUAGCGACAGCGACAUCUUUGGCACCGACGACCGGGACGACCGCGACGACGACGGUGGGCAUGGCGACGACCUCUACGACGAGGCGCGCGACUCGUUCGACUCGGUCACGCUCGACUCGGUCAUGAGCGACCUGAAUUUUGAGUUUGGCGGCGACACGCCGGCGAUCGAGGUUGAAAACUACUUUGAAAACCCCGACGACGAGUACGAGCUGCCCGUGUCGACAGGCGACCCGCUCUCGAUGCGCCGCGUCUCGAUCGACCACAGCGCCGCGACGCUAUCGCAGGCCACCGGCGCCAUGUACAAGCUCAUUUGGGAAGAGGGCCUCCUCGGCCUUCGGCUCAAGAUGACGUCGCUCUUCCUCCCCGCCGUGACCAAGCUCACAGGGAAAAGCUCGAUGCUCGGCAUCCACCUCGUCGAGAUUGGCGACUACCUCGUGCGCAUUGGCGACCAAGAUACGCACCGCAUGAACUUUCGAGAUGUCAUCGACCUCCUCAAGGUCGCGCAAAAGCCCGCCGCGCUCACGUUCCGACGUGCAUCCGACUCGGCCGCACCACCGAUGGAGAAGGACCUCACGUCGAAGGGCACGGGCGCCUACGCGUGGAAGAGCUCGAUUGCGCAGCGCAUUGCGGCGCGCCUCGAGGAGCUCCAGGCCGAAGAGAAGGCCAAGGAAAGCCAGGCGCCGUCGAUCGAUAUGGACAACAAGUACCCAGUGUUUUGGGAAGAAGGCCCGCUCGGCGUGAGUCUCGUCGCCAACAAGGACGUGCCGUACCCGCAGGUGACGCGCAUCACAGGGAAGAACCGGUCCGCCCAAGUCAAAGACAUUGUGCCCGGUCACUACCUCAUCUCGAUCGGCAACUACGACACGUCGUGCGGCACGUUCAACGCAGCGAUCAAGCAGCUGCACGAAGUCGUCAAGCCCGCGACCUUGUACUUUGCUCCGGACUUGCGCCAGGUCUCGCUGCGACCCGAGAUUGGACCGGACGAGUACGAGCAAGGCUGGGAAAAGAAGCAGCCGCUCGGCUUUACGCUCAAGUGCGCUCCGUACGGCACGAUCGUCGCCGACGUGGGCAUUGCGAAAACCGCCAAGGCCAAGCAAGGCAAGGCACCGUCGUCACCGACGAGCGCGAGCAUGCGCGUCGGCGACCAGCUCGUGUGGGUCAACGACGACUGCGUCGAUGGCAUCGAGUUCCACGAAGUGCUCAAAACACUGCGCCAGGCUAAGCGGCCGCUCCAGCUGCGCUUUCGGCGAGAAAAGGCGGCGAUCGAGCUCAAGCUCCAAGCGUCCAAGAAGCAGCUGUCGUCACCACCGACGGCGGUGCCCCCGCCGCCGCCGCCAACCACGAGCAACGGCAACAAGAAGGAGAAGGACAAGCACGAUGGCAUUCCGUUCACAACCAAGCUCUCGUCCGCGCUCAAAGACGCUGUCAAGAUGGGCAAAACCAAGCCGGACGACAGCGGGAAGCGCCAUUCGAUCACGCCCGAGAAGAACACGUCGCGGGGGUUCUUUGGCAAGCAGCACCAGCAACAACAACAGCAGCAGCAACAGCAAGCGUCCAACGCGACGCCUGCAACUUCGACACGGCCGACCCGAUCGACCUCCGGCAAUGCCAUCAGUGGCACGUCCGAGCGCUCGAAGCGGUCGAGUUUGCACUCGCCGCGGCAAAAGCCAUCUGCGUCAGCGACGACACCCGACAAGCACCGCACGGUGCACCAGUUGCUGGACUCGCCGGUGCCGAUCUCGUCGCCGCCGCCGCUACCGUCGCCACCGUUGUCGUCGCCCCCGCCCCCGUCGUCGUCGGUGCUCAACGGUCCGAUUUCCUCGUCGACGGCCAUGUCGCUGGACAAGGCCCACGCUGCAAUUGUGGCGGCUGCUGCUGCCACCGCUGCCGCUGCGCUCGAGCUAAAAAAGAUGAACCUCGCGGCGAUUCGCAAGUCGGAAAUGGCCGACAUGGACGACUAUAAGCAACCAGCGUCCUCGUCGUCAUCCGGUACGGUCCUACACCCACUGUCGGUGCAGCCGCAGUCGACGCACCGGUCGUCGCCACCGAAAGAAGAGCCCACGACGCCUUCGUCAAAUGCGUCUGCUUCGGACGUACCCGCGGCCAAGGUGGCGCGGUCGUCGUCGCACCCACCCGAGUCCUCGAGCAAAGGUGGCAUCUCGUUCGAGUAUGAGAUUACGUGGAGUGCGGGCCAAGAGCUUGGCGUGACGCUCAAGCCGCACCCUGAGUCGCGACGCGCGGUUGUCUCGCGUGUCACGGGCAACAACGACAAUACCAAGCGCAUGGCGCUCGGCGAUAUCCUUCUCGGGGCCAAUGGGAUUCCGUUUACGCCGCAGCAAAAGCUCAACGACACGCUUGCGAUGCUGGCCACGAUGCCCAAGCCGGUCGUGCUGCGCUUUCUUCGCCCGGCCAAGCCCGUGUACCCCGCGAGCUCGCGCAGUAGCAGCCACACACCGGCGCGGCAAGAGUACGUCCUCGAGUGGCCCGACAAGUGCCGCCUCGGGCUCCUCUUCUCGGCGCACCCGAUGACGAACGCACCAUUUGUCUCGCGCAUGGAGUACCAAAACGCGGACGACGUCGUGUGCCCGCCGCACCUCAAGCAAGUGCACCUUGGCGACAUCCUCGUGCAUCUUGGCGACACGGACCUCCGCGGCCUGCCGUUUGACCAGUGCAUUCAAGCCCUCACGGUCGUGACGCGCCCCGUGACGAUGCGGUUCCGGAGGGGCGACCUCAUUCCGCAAGCGCCCGUGCCAAAGUCGACGCCGCACCGAAAAAACUCGACCAAAAGCAGCUCGAGUUCUAGUAGCAGCAGCAGUACGAGCCACCACCAUCACCACGCGACGCCGCCCUCGCCGUCGAGCCAGCACCAUUGAUCGUCCACACCGUAUAAUUUACCCCGUGUCACCCUUGUGUUGUGUCA